Messenger RNA from Dicentrarchus labrax (European seabass), 529 nucleotides. It is a transcript of the gene rpl35a, whose product is annotated as ribosomal protein L35a. The transcript is spliced from 5 exons. Bases 127 to 459 code for a protein of 110 amino acids. The record is from RefSeq and is a predicted model, not a curated record. Gene Ontology annotation, biological process: cytoplasmic translation; ribosomal large subunit biogenesis. Lineage: Eukaryota; Metazoa; Chordata; Actinopteri; Moronidae. Gene Ontology annotation, cellular component: cytosolic large ribosomal subunit; ribosome. Gene Ontology annotation, molecular function: structural constituent of ribosome.
CGCCAUUUUGUUCAGGCAGAUCCGCGGCCACCCCGGUCUACAAUAAUUUCCCAGCAUGCCUUGCUCCCUUCCUUUCCCUCCAUCUUUGUUCGUAGUGAAGGUGGACUCACCUGGAGAAGACUCAACAUGCCUGGAAGACUGUGGAGUAAGGCUAUCUUUACCGGCUAUAAGCGCGGUCUGAGGAACCAGCGCGAGCACACGGCGCUGCUGAAGGUGGAAGGUUGUUACACCAGAGACGAGGUGGAUUUCUACCUGGGCAAACGCUGCGCCUACGUCUACAAAGCCAAGAAGAACACCGUGACGCCCGGAGGGAAACCCAAUAAGACCCGGGUGAUCUGGGGGAAGGUGACCAGAGCUCACGGCAGCAGCGGGAUGGUCCGAGCCAAGUUCAGCAGCAACCUGCCGGCAAAGGCCAUCGGACACAGAGUCCGCGUGAUGCUGUAUCCGUCUCGAGUGUGACGAGGAAUCUUCUGCAGCUGACGUUUGUUUGUUUGUUUGUACAUAAACAAUAAAUCUGAUCAGGUCCAAA